AUGGCCUCUAAACAGUCACCUCUUGGUCAUUCUCCAUCGUCACGAGAGUCACAUAAUCAUCAACAAUCACCAUUUCAAGAUUCAGCUAAUCGUCGUAGUCCUACAAGAGAUCCAAAUGGCCGUCGAUCUCCUACUAGAGAUGCAUAUAGUCAUCGGUCAUCUUCUCGUGGUCGACAUCGUGACCAUCAUCAUCAUCACAAUCAUCAAUCGCAGCAACAAUUUUCACAAAUUCCACCACCACCACCAUCAUACGGUCAAGUUCGAGCACCUGUGCCAAUUCAAUUUACUCCGUCAAUACGUUUACCACUUCUUCGUCUCGGAGCUCCUGCCGUCUCUGCUCUACCUAUAGCAGUAACACAAACACGACUACAAUUACCUGCAGCACCAGUUACUGUUUAUCCUCCUCGAUCAACAUAUAUUUCACCACCACGACCUCUCGCGAUGCUUCAUUUAGCGCCUCAACUUCCGCCACCAGCAUCGCUUUCACCACGAGCUACACGAGCUGACCAACAAAAAUUUGUAUGUGUGCAAAAUUUAAUGCAACAUUAUGCUGACAGCAAUCGACCUCGUCUUCAAUUAUUACAAAUGCGUCCACAUCCGAGAACAAAUGACACGACUGGCUUAAACAUACCAAUGCCGACAACGAAUGUUGUCACUAAAUCAUCAGAUACGAAAGUUGACACAGGUAUACAAGUCGAAGUACCUCGACAAGAUGGUUUUGUUAUUGAACCAGGUCUUUUUCAAACACUAUUACGAGAUGCUACUGGAGUAAAUUUUACAUCGGCUGAAGCUCACUAUGCUGCUGCACGGGAAAUUCAAAAACAAGCAAUGGAAGCUCGCCGUCGUGAACGAUCAACGAUGACUGAUUUACCAGCUCAUCAAAUUCUAUACGAUCUACAAUAUGCUCGUGGUGGUGAAGGUGAUGAACGAAAAUUUGUUAAUGUUACUGAUAUUGCUGGACCACAUGCUGAUGCAUUAUUGGCUCAAAUUGAACGAGAUCAAAUUGAACGAGAACAGCUUCGAUUACGUCAACAGCAACAACAACCACCACCGGCACCCCCACCAUCAUCAAUACCUUUAAGUAAUAACAUGAAUGAAAUGCCACCAACGUCCUAUGCGAUUGGUUUCGAACGACAAUAUGGACAAAUAUUAGAACAACCAUCAUCAUAUCCACUAGGAUUCGAACAACAACCUCCAAAUGUUAAUAAUCCUGAUAACUGGCAACAAAGAAGUGAACUUAUUUUACAGCGUCAACGAGAACGAGAGGAAAGGGAAGCAGAACAACUCGCAUUUGGUAAUGCUGAUACUGAUCGUUCUCAUCGAAGAGUUACAUAUGAACCAAACGUACAAGUAUAUGGUUCAGAUGAAUAUGAUGUUCCUCUCGAUUAUCUCAUUCGACAACCACAUCAAACAGCACCAACAUCUGAUUAUAACUCACAUUUAGUAGAUCCUAUUUCAGUUCGCUCAACUACACCUCGUUCACCACACAUGCCACUGUCUAGUGAUCGUCAAGUGCCAAGUAAAACGACUACGCUUCAUGAUCCACUUUCUGCACGUAGACAAUCUUCAAGCGAACAUAUAAUGCCAACUAAGACUACUAAACCUCUUAAUCGAUUUUCUCCACGUAAACAGAUUUCAAAUGAACCUCCAAUAGAAAUUAAAACUACAACACCUCGUGAUCCAUUCUCGCCACGAAGAACUGCCAGUCAAAUAUCGCAUUCAGUAGCUGGAACACCACGUAAAGCUGCAUCGCCGACUAUUGCUGAGCGACAUCGUGAAGCUCGUCAACGAAAACUACAAGGAUUAUUACGUAAACGUGAUGAAGAGGCUCUUUCUCUUGCUGACGCUGCUCUUCACGGUGAACCAAUACCAACAACACGAACAUUGGAUGAAUUUCAGCUUGAAGCAUUAGAAACAAGUUUUACAUCAACCGUGCGCGAACUAGGUGGUGCUGAUGGAAUCAUAAAUCGUACAUAUGAUCUAGAUUUAAUGGAUGAUGAUGACGCUGAUAUCGAUUAUGAUUAUUCAGAGCGAAGACCAUCGAGACCAAUGUCAGCUACGACAUCUAAUGCGAAUCAUAAUUCAAGUCAAUAUUCGACUUCAUCUUCAGGUCUACCACGACCAUCAUCAGCAGCAUCGUCGACUAGAUCUUCUCGAAAAAUGACACCAAUGGGAAAAGCUAUUGUUCAGGCUAAAAAGAAAGGUCCACCACCGGCUCGUAGUAAUAUGGCACGAAAGCGACCACUUUCAUCUCCAGCUAAUCUUGGACAAAAACGAGGCGCAAUGACUGCUCCUGUAAAAGGCAGUCAAAAUCAAACUGGAUUGAUACGAACAAUGCGCAAAGCAUCACCGCCUGCUCACAAGCCAAUGACAUAUAAUGAACGUGUACGUGCUUUGAGUAAGACAGACAGUGAAGUACGGUCAACAUCAAAAUCUGAUCCAACUGAUCCUAAAGCACUCAUGCGUUUAUAUGGUACACGACGCGUACCAGGUCUCUAUGUACCCUAUGAAAAGACGGAUCCGCGAGUAACAAAGACAUAUUCAGAACGAAUGAAAGAAUUGCAACAACCAGCAUUAGGUCAACAUCAACAUCAACGACAACGACCAACACAAAGACAAGAAGAACAAGAACAAGAAUUUGAUCAACGUCCAUCGAGUGCUCCGUCCAGUUCGGCCAGCUUAUCUGAUUGGGAAGUUGAUGAUCGUAUUAAACAAUUAUUGGCCGAUGAUCAAGAUGUAUCACCUAAUAAAAAAUUUACUAGAACAGUUCCACCAUUGCCCAAUCUUGAUGAACUCGAUGAUGAUAAUGGUGAUGAUAAUAUGGAUGAUACAACUUAUAGUUUGACACGUGUAACUGAACAAACAAAUGAAAAUACUUAUGGUGAUGAUCUUCGUUUACUUCAAUAUCGACGACCAAAUACAUUGACUACAAAUACUUAUGGUGGUACAAGAGUUAGUGCACGAAGUAGUGCGGGUGGUGAUAUGACAGCACGUGAUGAAAGUGAAAUGUCUGUAGGUGAAAGUAGUAUUCCAAGCGUUCUCGAUUGGAGUGCACUCGAUAGAGAUUUUCCGACCGGGACUCAUUAG
Molecule: messenger RNA, 3087 nt
Organism: Rotaria socialis
Lineage: Eukaryota; Metazoa; Rotifera; Eurotatoria; Philodinida; Philodinidae
Source: the annotation of a GenBank genome assembly